AUGCCUGGGUUAUUGAAGAAGAUGAAGGCACUGGAGAGAGCAAAUGAAAACUUAAAUUUUGAGAAUACCAAAUUGGAGGAGAAGGUUGAAAAAUUGGAGGAGAAAAUUGAAAAAUUGCAGAAAAAAGUUGAAAAGUUGCAAGCAUUGAACAAGAGAUUGGUUGAAAAGAAAGAAAAAAUGGAGAUGAAAAUGUGGUUUGCAUUGGCUAUAGCAACUUUGUUUUGUUCAAGUGGUGUGGGUCCCUUUGUCAUCUCAGGCUGUGGAGUUGCACAAAACUCUUGUGUCAGUUGUGACACAAAGCCCUCAUCAUCCCAGUCAGUUUCUUCUACAAAUGGAGCAGGUGGUGCCAUGCUUGGGCCUUCUUUCUAUUCAACAAAAAACACACUCAUGGCACCAUUUUUUGACAGUGACCAUUACACAAAUGAAUUACAAAGAAAAUUAACAAAGAUCAAUCCUUCUUGCAUUCUUAGGCCUACCUGCACCUCUCCCAAAUGUGGGAGUAGUCAUGCACAUAAUCAACUGCAUUUCCCUUCUGAGAUACAGUUGCACUACAUGCAUGCUUGCAUGGUAUCCCACUCAAGUCCCACAACCUACAUGUCCAAGAGGAUUCAGGGACACUCUUCAAACUACUCUUACCUGGUACUCUCCUUCUCCACCCAACAGCAGACUUCUUUCUCAGAUUAUACUUGCACCCAGACCUCUGACCUAUGCUCUCAGAUACUGCCUUCACCAUCAUUCAUUUCCCCUGGUUGUUGUGGACUAGCUCCCCUAUCCUCAUUACUCUUUAUGUACUCUGGAACCCCCCCAUUUGGAUUAGCAUUUGCUGAGACCCAGGAUUCCUGA
Messenger RNA from Striga asiatica, 843 nucleotides. The record is from the annotation of a GenBank genome assembly. Lineage: Eukaryota; Viridiplantae; Streptophyta; Magnoliopsida; Lamiales; Orobanchaceae.